This is a messenger RNA of Monodelphis domestica (gray short-tailed opossum), 3250 nucleotides long. RefSeq names its product mitogen-activated protein kinase 4-like. Gene Ontology annotation, molecular function: MAP kinase activity; ATP binding. Lineage: Eukaryota; Metazoa; Chordata; Mammalia; Didelphimorphia; Didelphidae. Gene Ontology annotation, biological process: protein phosphorylation. The record is from RefSeq and is a predicted model, not a curated record.
CUUUUUGGCCCCAGGGCUUCUUUGAUAGAUGUAAGUCCUCUGAUGUUUCCUUCCUCAGGGUGUCACGAGUUGGAACAGAUGCAGCUAAUCCUGGACACGAUUCCUGUAAUCCGGGAGGAAGAUAAAGAUGAGCUGCUCAGAGUGAUGCCCUCCUUCAUCAACAGCACCUGGGAAGUGAAGAAGCCACUGAGAAAGCUGCUCCCAGAAGUCAACAGCGAAGCUGUUGACUUUCUGGAGAAGAUCCUGACCUUCAACCCCAUGGACCGAUUAACAGCAGAGAUGGGCCUGCAGCACCCCUACAUGAGCCCAUACUCAUGCCCAGAGGAUGAGCCCAUCUCCCAGCAGCCCUUUCGAAUUGAAGAUGAAAUUGACGACAUCUUGUUGAUGGCGGCCAACCAGAGCCAGCUCUCCACCUGGGACAGGUACCCAGUCAGUCUAUCCUCUGAUCUGGAAUGGAAACAGGACAGAUACCUCGACACAAGUGAGGUACAGCGGGAUCCCCGUGCAGGCUCAGAGUCAAUAGUGGAAGAGGUCCAGGUGGACCCACGAAAAUAUUCCCAGAGUAGCUCUGAGCGAUUCCUGGAGCAAUCUCACUCAUCCAUGGACCGAGUAUUUGACUCUGACUAUGGGCGGUCCUGUGACUACAAGGUGGGAUCACCAUCCUACCUGGAUAAGUUACUGUGGAGGGACAACAAACCCCAUCACUACUCAGAGCCUAAACUCAUCUUAGACCUGUCCCAUUGGAAGAAGACAGCCAUCGCUCCCACCACUGAGCUCUCCCUAGAGGAGGAGCCCUCCAACCUCUUCCUGGAGAUUGCACAAUGGGUGAAGAGUACACAGAGUGGUCUUGAGUGCCCCAGCCCACUCCCUGAGAUCCAGGAACGAAGCCUGCCCUCCUCACCCCAACACCACAAGGAACCCAAGGAGGGGAACAAUGGGACUGAUCCCCAAUUUGACUUGGAUGUCUUCAUUUCCAGAGCACUGAAACUCUGUACCAAGCCAGAGGACCUGCCAGAUAACAAACUCAGUGAAAUCAAUGGGGCAUGUAUCUCAGAGCACCCCAGUGACAUCGUACAGACUGAACCCUAUCCAAAGGAGAGGUGGUGAAGCUGAGUAGUUUGCUCUUCAUGAAUUUCCCCUUUCUUCUCAGCUGGCUGGCCACAGUCUUGUGGCACUGCAGACCCAGGCCAAAGGGAAAAAACAGGUUACCCUGGUUCCUGGCAUGUCAGUCCUUUGCAACAGAGGGUGGAUAGCCUACCCCAUACCUUUUAAUCAAAGACAAACAGCUCCCAGCCUCCUUUCUGAUGCCUUAGGGUUCAUGAGACCCUUGAAGGAAUCAGGAAACACAAGUAAAAUAUUGAAUCUAUUAAACUGCCUUAAUGAUCGCGCCUUUUAACCUCUGGAAUGUUUUGAAUUUAAGUCUAAGGUAAUAAGCCUUUUGUACAGAACACCAGGCUGAUCAGUUUAUGAACAUAUUCUUGGGGGUGGGGGCUUUGGGAGAAGGAAAAUGGGAGUAGCCAUGGGAAGAAGGAAGCUUCCCAAAGAGGAACAGGUCCUCUCUUUUUAAUAAGGGUUACACUCCACAAACUCAAAGAAUGUCAGAGCCAAAAGGGACAUUUGAAAUCAUCUAGUUCAACCCCUUCCUUUGACAGAUCAGGAAACUGAGGUCCAGAGAAGGAAGGUGACUUCCCAAGGGUUACAGAGCAAGUUCGAGGCAAAGCAGUAGUAAAACUUGGGUCUCCUGACUCCCAGACUUGCCCUCCAUUCCAUCUCCUUUGUCAUGGAAAUGCUUUCUCUUCGAAAUCUAAGGGAAGCCAAAGUCCAAGGAAGGGCUUCCUCCUUGAACCAGAAGUUGGAGGGCUCUCUUAAAUAGUCAAGAACAGUCAUCUCCUCCCCCUGGGGCCAGACACCAAAGCCUCUUGGGCUUCAGAUCCAGGCAACCUGGAGGGUCACUGGGUUAAAACAACAACAACAACAACAACAAUCACCCACAGCCAAGUGGCUCAUUUAAUAAAGAAUCCAUAAGACAGGGAACUAGGCAGAAGCCAUUGAGUUAUUCCUGAGUGCUUCUUCAACCUCAAGUAUAGUCACUGAUGGAUGCCCCUGGGGCCAGAUUCUGCAUUCUUUACACACACACACACACACACACACACACACACACACACACACAUACACCACAGCCCUAUGCAAAAGUGGAAGAGGCAGGCAAGUAUGGGGUAUGGUGUGAACAAGAAGGGGCAUCAAAAACCUCUUGCCCCAUCCCUAGGUCUCUCUCCCUCUGGCCCAUAGUGGGCCCAAUACCCCACUGUAACCAUUAUUCCCUUGGUUUGAAGACCUCCUUUUAAAAUGCAAACCUGUUACCAAGAAAGGUAACCCAAUAAGCUGUAUUCCUCCAUGAACACCUCCGCCGGAAUUAGUUCAUGGAACUAGCUGAGCAGAGGGCAAGAUCUUGGAGGGAGUAGUGUGCCGGACAAGCACCCCUUCUAAUAGUGGGUCAAGAGAGGUACGGAGUACCGGGGCACUGCCCAAGAGGGACAACACAACUGGAACCCUACGCAGCGUAAUGACCCUUCAAGAUUUUGCUUGGGUUUCUGUGUACUGGGUACCUUGUAGCUAUUUAUGUGUGUGAGAGCACAUGCACACACACACACACACACACACACACACACACACAGUUGGUGUGUUCAAUUGUGACCCUCUGAGGGUGCAGGUCCUUGCCUUACUACCUUGGCCCUCAGCCUACCUUCACCCACAGACUCGGGUGGCAGCCUUGUUGUCCAAUCAGCUGGCACUUGGCAUUCCAGCCUCGUCCCCUUCUAGCGAAGCUUUCAGGGGGAAGCUAGAAAACAGGUAAACAGAUGAUCAGACCCUAGGAUUUGAAAGUAGCUUGGGGUUCACCUAUACCUCUGAGCACCUUAAAUGAUUAACCUGUUAAUGAUCAUUUGUACAUGAAACAAACAAUACAUUAUAGGCUUAUAUUUUAAAAAUGAAUUCUUCAAGCUGACCAAAACUUUUUUAAUGGAGAAUGUGUAAAUAGAAACUGUUCAAGAAAUGAAACUUUAUCCACCCACUCACUGUGCCAUCUUGUCCUAUGGUGGGGAAAGGGGGGAAGGAGGAAAUUACUCUUUUGGUAAAGGAAGAAAGCUGCUGUUCUUAACCCUGUGGUCCAUAUAUCACUGUUAUACCAGAGUAAUUGUUAUUAUACCCAUGUAAAAAAAUCUACUAAAUGCUAUUAAACACUAUGAUGAGA